Molecule: messenger RNA, 867 nt
Organism: Colletotrichum higginsianum IMI 349063
Lineage: Eukaryota; Fungi; Ascomycota; Sordariomycetes; Glomerellales; Glomerellaceae
Product: acyl CoA binding protein
Exons: 3
Coding region: 1-867 (288 amino acids)
Biological process (GO): fatty acid metabolic process
Molecular function (GO): fatty-acyl-CoA binding
Source: RefSeq, a predicted model, not a curated record
AUGGCUGACUCUGUGGAUCGCGUGUUCGUCCAUGCCUUAAAUACCGUCAAGAAAAUCCCCAAAACGGGGGCCUCGCGCCCCCCGCCGUCCGACAGGCUGCGACUCUAUGGCCUCUACAAGCAAGCGAUGGAGGGGGACGUUGAUGGCGUCAUGGAACGGCCGACCUCGGCUUCCGGCAUACCAGCUGAUGAGCUCCAGCGCGAGAAGGACAAGUGGGAUGCAUGGAACUCCCAGAAGGGCCUGAGCCGGACGGAGGCGAAGAGACGAUAUAUCGAGGCAUUGAUCGAAACGAUGCACAAAUUCGCGACGACACCAGACGCCAAGGAACUUGUCGCGGAACUCGAAUUCGUAUGGAACCAAAUUAAGAACAACAGCCCGAGCUCGACCGAAUCCUCACCGAAAGGCACAGGAUAUACCGGCCAGUUGCGACAGUAUCAGAAUCCCCUGCCUGACUCCGAAGGACCGCUGAAGGUUCUAAGCCCCAUGAGCGAAGACGACGCCGCCGAACGAAACUCGGUCGGGAGGAUUGUCUACAACGAAGAGGAGGAAGGGGACGCGCUUGCGAGGAGCAGCAACUGGUCGCGGAGCGUGGAACGCGCCCUGGAAAAGCUCUCGGCCGAGGUCGCGGCCUUACGAGAGCAAAUCACAACAGGAAGGGAGUGGAAAUCGAAAAAGUCGCGAAGUUUCCCCGCCUGGAUACGGUGGUUCACCUGGGUGGUAUUAAAACAUCUCGCCAUCGAUGCGGUCCUGUUGGCCUUCAUCCUCCUGUGGAUGCGCAAGCGGAAGGAUAGGAGGUUGGAGGACUUGGUCCGCGCCGGGGUGAAGUUGAUGAGGGAAUACGUGAGGAACGUCUUACCGUCCAGAUGA